Molecule: messenger RNA, 3582 nt
Organism: Carassius gibelio (silver crucian carp)
Lineage: Eukaryota; Metazoa; Chordata; Actinopteri; Cypriniformes; Cyprinidae
Product: short-chain dehydrogenase/reductase 3
Exons: 6
Coding region: 167-1069 (300 amino acids)
Cellular component (GO): lipid droplet
Molecular function (GO): oxidoreductase activity, acting on the CH-OH group of donors, NAD or NADP as acceptor
Source: RefSeq, a predicted model, not a curated record
GUGUGAGAGAGAAAGAGAGAGAGACUCACAUGUGACAGUUCUUCACUCGUAGAUAGGUAAGACACUUGGCACGCUGAUGGACCUGCUUUGUUAGACCUGCUGGCACUUUAAGGGACUUACUUCCUACAGACCAGGAGAGCAGGACGCAUUUCCAGUUACCCAGAGAAUGAAGGUGCUGGGAUGCGCGUUGCUUUUCCCUCUCCAGAUCUUCUUAUGCUCACUGAGGGCGAUCGUGCGCUUGUUUACGCGGCAGAAGCGCAGAGAUCUGGGCACUGAUGUGGUCCUCAUCACCGGAGGAGGAAGAGGAAUCGGCCGUCACCUGGCUAUAGAGUUCGCCAAGCAAGGAGCAAGAAAGGUGGUUUUGUGGGGCCGCACAGAGAAAUGUUUAAAAGAGACAUGUGAGGAGAUCUGUGUGACCGGAACAGAGUGCCAUUACUUUGUGUGCGACGUGGGCAACAGAGAGGAGGUGUACCAGCAAGCCAAAGUGCUCAGGGAAAAGGUCGGGGAUGUCACCAUUCUUGUCAAUAAUGCAGCUGUUGUCCAUGGAAAAAGUCUGAUGGACAGCGAUGACGACGCACUUCUGAAAACCCAGCACAUAAACACAUUUGGACAGUUCUGGACCACGAAAGCAUUUCUGCCUCGCAUGCUGGAGCUCUGCAAUGGCCACGUGGUAUGCAUCAACUCCAUUCUCUCCCUCUCCUCCAUCCCUGGAGCCAUCGACUACUGUACGUCCAAGGCCUCGUCUUAUGCCUUCAUGGAAAGCCUGACGCUAGGCCUGCUAGACUGUCCAGGAGUGGGCUGCACCACGGUGCUUCCCUUCCAUACAGACACAGAGAUGUUCCAGGGCAUGAAAGUUAGGUUCCCUAAGCUGUUUCCUCCUCUGAAUCCUGAGAUGGUGGCCGAACGCACUGUGGAAGCUGUAAGGACCAACACUGCUUUCGUUGUCCUGCCAUGGACCAUGCACUUUCUUGUCAUUCUUAAGAGCCUUUUGCCCCAGUCUGCCCUGGAAGAGAUCCAUAAGUUUUCAGGAAGCUACACCUGCAUGAACACAUUCAAAGGCCGGACUUAAUCUCAGAAACAGCUUGACUUUGAAAAAUCCUCAAAACCAAUUUUUCAUGCAAAGCAAGCACUGCAUCCAGGAACAUCAAUCUGUUGCUUUGUGGACCAAAAAAAAAAAAAGACUGAAAGGGUCAGUGGGAACAGCGUGUUAAGAUGGCUUGUUUUCCCAGGAAGGGGUUUUACGUGGUUGCCCUAUACUGGACUGCACACAGGCAUGGCCUGUUCCUUUGAUAUCGUGAUAGCAAGGAGCACAGACUGUUAGAGUUAACAAAGAAAUGGUUCUUAGAACGCUCUGAGGUUUUAAUCAGGGCAUGUUUGCUCUUGUAAGGUGUGACUUGGGAUUUUUAUAGAUUUUUACUGAUUUUUUCACAAAAACAAAAGUUAAAGUCUUCAACCACAUACGGCAAAUGCAUAUAUAUUUUUUCAAAUAUUUAUAUUUUUAUAGUUGCUGAUAUAGAUUGUAAAAUAUAUUGACAUAAACAUAAAAUUUUUGUUAUUUUCUCAAUUAUCCCAUUUUUAAGACCAUUUUUUUUAUAUAUUUCAAUUUAAAUGUAUUAAUACUGUCCAAAAUUUACUCAAAAUUUAUUUUAAGAGUGGAAGUGUAUGUUCUUUCUCCUUAAAUUAUAUUUUAUAAUAUAUUUAGAUUUAAACUAAAUGCAUUUUGAAUUUGAAAAUCAUUACGGUUUACCACAUAUAUUUGAAAAAUAUUUUGGCCACAAAAAAAUGUAUAUUUUUUGCCAUAUGGGACUUUUUAAAAGUAAUUCCAGCAUGUCUAUCUUCAUAUUACUGUCAACUUCAAGUAAAUAGUAUUUGAUCUUAAAAAGAAACCCUGGUGAGUGUUAUUUUGUGGGUGUUCAUGUUGGUUUGAAAACAGGGAAGUGUUGGUCCCUGGCAGUGUGCUUGUUCUGUCUCUGCCAAAACUCAGGCAUUUCAUGGUCAGCAUUCCACCGCUGCAGGCCAGCCAAUCGUGAGCUCAUUGUACACUAGGCAGGGUUGUCAUAACACUAACUCUGCUUAACAGGAAAGCACACUGGAGAGGGGUCAGCCACUGGACGGCUAAUAGACGAAUCUAAAACUUUUCAUUUUAUUCAGCUUUGUCAAUCCCACCAGAUGAACGGCUGAUGUUCAGUGUCGAUACAGCUGCAUCCCACCAAACAAAUGGGUAGGUAAUACAGUGCCUGUUGACAACUUUCUACUACACUUCAAUUUGCCAAAUUGGAUGCAAGAUCUAAGACUGUGUAACCUCAUAAAAUCAAAUCUACAGGCAGAUGUUUCAACGUCUCUCCCUCAAAUUCUUUCCAUGCGGUGCAUCCUUGCUGCAGUAUUAGAAGACUUAUCAAAGUACACCGGGGACUGAAACUGACAUACAACAGGCACGAAGCAGCUAUUGCAAUUGUGUGAUUACCAAUUCACAUCACAUUCUUCAUUCUACACUUAACUGUUAUUUUGUGGCUGAGAGGAAAAGUUACUUUCUGGUAAACUAUAUGAAAUAAAUAAUGUACGCUGUGGGGGCUGGGGGAAUAAUCACCAGAAAAGCUGUAUAACACAAAUGCCAAAAAGUGAAGAAUGAGUCUUGGCAUGUCUAACGGUAAUGAUGGACACUGUUGAGAGUGGGAUCAGGACAUGAAACUGUGUCAUGGAGUGCAUAUGUGUUGGAGAAGUCAGCUCAAAUCUCAGCGGGUGAGUUCAGAGCAAGGUUAGCCAAAUAGUAGAUAAAUCUGAGUAAGUUGUUGGACAGACCGCUCACCCUGUGAUGAACCCUUUGCCCAGGAAAAAGAACUGCUUAAUGUGCCCCAGCACAGGUGAAAAAAAAAAAAAAAAUCUCAUCCCUAUUACAACAGAUAACUUCAGUCAUGUUGAACAUAUGCCGUUAGUUUCACAGGUUCGUGUGGAAGAUCAUAUUUGAUCCAGAUUUGUCAGACUGGUCUGUGUUACCGCAUAUUGUACUUGUUUAUUUAAAACCCAUGUGUUUCUUAUGACAGCAUAUCAUUAAGCAAAGCACGCUUAAGUCUGAUAAGUGCACAAAUGCUAAAUUUUUAACACUAGAAUUGUUUUCGUUAGGUUUCGGCAGCGCAGGGUUGUGUGGUCACUGCACAUCCAUCUUUAACUAAUGAGUGUGUCGCCCUGAAGAGAGACCCUUGAUCUGACGUCAGUCAAGAAGAAGAAUUUAGACAAGUACUGCGUUCGACAUCACAUUCAUCGGCGAGUAGUAUAGCCUGUAUGAAUUCAUAGUAUUCAAAAAAACACUAGGUAAAAAGUACCCAGGUGACCUGCCUGCUUUCUGAAGUGGACAUACAAUGGACACUUUACUAUCCCAUGAGACCACAGGAGAGGAUAUAUGAAUAUAAGCACAGACGAAAGAAUACUCCAUGCAUGUGACUGUAACAACAUGGCUGAUGUAGUAGGCCUAUGUCCAAAUAUCAGAUGUUUUUCCCCAACAGUUCCCCAAACGUUCACUUAAGACAUAACAGAGCACUGGGAUCGCUAGAUGAGGGUUUAAUGAACUCAUUUAUGAAAAUCUCA